AUGGCAACAAACACCAACUCAUACCCUGUCUCUUCCCACUCGCGCACCAAAUUAAACGCUUUCCGCUACCAAGACGAAAUUCUGGCUCCUGAAAACACCGCGUCGAAGGAUGGGACGAACGUGGUUCAUCGGAAUAAGGAGAACCAAAGCUCGUGGCUAAAUGGCGUGGUGGAAUCAAUGCCCACAUCUUCCGACAAGGCCAAUCCUCUGCCCCAAAAGGUCCCUGUCAAGGCCCCUGCGGAGGAUCCUAAACUAGUCAAAGAAUGCCCGCAGACUCCGGGAAAUCGUAUACCUCUUGCUGACUUGAUCAGCAAUGCUGAAGACGCAUUUGACCCCGCACCAGGUCCGGAGGUCACACCAGUUGAUCAUGUUAUAUGGCAACAUGUUCCAGUUAGCUCGAAUCCCGACAGCUCAUCCCAGACCCCCGGCCAUCGUCGACGGAAGCGUCGCCAUAGUUCAUCGUCUGCAGGUUCUCCCUCGAAUGGAAACUCAAAGAAAGCCCAGAAAGAACCAUUCGACCUGCAGUCUAUCCAAGCACUAUUUAAAACCCCCCAGCAUGACUUGGCCGCUGAGUUGUGGAACAACUAUGUGGACAAAAACAUGGUUGAUGGGUCAGAAGAACUUCCGCCUACUCGUCUCGCAAACCUUCUGUCUUCGUCGCCUCAAACACCAGUCUCCGGAAAAACAAGUCGGGAUUCAUCUGGUUUGAGGCGGUCAAUAAGUUGUGCUGCCGAAUGGCCCACAUCAAGGGCGAAGAGAAGGCGUGUCAGCAGGCAGGACCCUGGCUCUGGUCGAGGUAUCUUCUCGCGCACAAACAGUAAUGUCUUAGACUCGGGAAAGAAGUCAUCUAGGAUCAACCUCAUCCUUGACAGAAUUGAAAAGAGUCUACAGCCAGCCCCACAGGCCGAAAUGGGCCAUCCCGGUUCCUCCCCUUUGCGACAACGUAUGGAUGCGCAAAGGUGCCGGUCUUCGUCCCCAACAAUGGACAGAAAAGGCCCAUAUCCCGUUGACCUUGCCCAAAAUUAUUCCAAUGUCAAUGCUGGAGCUACUCUAGGUGCUCCGGUGGAAGAUUCAUCAUCCGAGUUCGGAGAUGACGAUCUAGACCAGGAUUUCAUGGAUUUGGUCGACGCUUCUGCGGACCCUUUUACUGCCCCCACUGGCAAUCAAACCGAAUUUGAAUCUCUUGGAUCUUCUGGCUGGUCCAAGGUUGCUGCAGAGAAGCUACAACCUAGUCAGCCGGAGAAAUCAUUAGUGGGGGAUAAUAAACUGUAUACAGUCUACGAAAUUAUGAAUAACGAAACCAAAAACGAAGAAUCCGAAGACUUGGAAGACGAGUAUGGGGAUUUCGAUGAUAACUUGGAGGAAUUUCUUGCGGAAUGCGAUGGAAAGCCCAACAAGAUCGUCUCAUCUAAACUCAUCGCUGCAGGACAACAAACCGAGAAGAAAUUAGGAACGGCUCCCGCUGCUGGUGGAGUGAAUAUAUCUACCGGUUUACCCUUAGCACAAGAGGUUGAUGUCUCUGAGGAUGAGUUUGAUGAUGAUUUUGAUCUGGAUGCUAUUGAGCAGACCAUGAAACAGACUGGUGAAGAUGCAUCUCACAACAUUAAUGGUCGGCAAGCUAUCAAGCGUUACCAGAUUAUGGAUUCUGCGGAAAACAUGUAUGUCACGUCGAGGGGACGUUCUCAGCCCGAACAGGUCCUAUCGGUCGAAGACGAGAGAACGCGCUCCCGGAAAGCUAUCAUCCUACGAGAGUCGUGGUUUGACACUCCCUGCAGCAAAGACUCAUUCAUUCAUCUUGUUGGGGACUUCAACUCCUCUGGUCAAUGUGUUGUGGAUAAUGCUCACAAUAUGAUAAUUCUGCAUCCGGACCACUUGAUAUCUGCAACUGUUGUAGCUGACUCGGUUGAUUGCCAACGGCGAGCUAUACUUCAGGAUCGUGUCAAAGCAUUUGGUCAGCUUGAAAGACCACAGGCAUUCGGUGUCUUCUUUCAUGAAAUCUUCCAGGAGGCCUUGAAGGCCAACCGAUGGGAUCUUGACUCAUUGAGAUUACUGGUUGAAAAUGUUAUGAAGAAACAUGUAGAAGAGUUAUAUUCAAUUAACAUGAGUAUACCCGAAGCUGUUGAGACAGUAAUGGGUAAAAUACCGACUGUUCAAGCUUGGGCAGAAGUGUUUCUUCACACCAAACCCCAGGCAAACUCCCUGGUUGAGGACCGCAACAGCACCAAACUCAAUCUGAGCAUCAAUAAGUUACUUGAAGUUGAAGAGCAUGUAUGGUCGCCCAUGUUUGGCCUCAAGGGAAACAUUGAUGCCACGGUACAAGUUAGCUGCCGGGACAAAGACGGAUUAAAAAACCUCGUUAUACCGCUCGAGUUGAAAACGGGUAAGAGGGAUACGAACCAGAGCCAUAGAGCGCAGACUGCUCUCUACACCCUCUUGCUCUCUGAUCGUUAUGAUAUUAAUGUCACUUUUGGACUUUUGUACUAUCUUGAGCUCUCCAAGACCCUAAGUAUUCGCGGUAUACGGCACGAGCUAGUUCAAAUGAUCCAAGUUCGGAACCGUCUAGCAGAGUUCAUUCGCGAGCGAAUGCGCCUUCCACCAAUGCUGAAAAAGCCACAAAGAUGCAACAAGUGUUAUGCGAAGACCCCAUGUCUUCUCUAUCACAAGUUAUCAGAAGACGGCGAUGGGGAGACAAGCGGGCUUGGUGACGACUUCGUCAAGUUUACCCGUCAUCUCAACCAAGGCGAUCAGCAAUUCUUCCGCAAAUGGGAUGAGCUCCUCACCAAAGAAGAAGGGAACUUGGUCAAGUUCCGACGAGAGCUUUGGACGCUUUUGAGUAGCGAGCGGGAGGCUCUCGGUCGUUGCUUUGGGGAUGUUGUGAUCGACCCGAGAUCUGCUCAUGAGGAGGAGAACGGUUCCAAGAUCAACCGUUUUCGAUACACUUUUCAUAAGAAACAAGCUUCUCCAGGCUUCUCCUUUGCAGAGUCACAAAUCUCUGUUGGAGAACCCGUUGUUGUUUCAGAUGAGAAAGGCCAUUUUGCUCUUUCUAAUGGCUAUGUCACUCAUGUGAGCACAUCACACAUCACAGUAGCCGUUGACCGAAAAUUGCACAAUGCAAGAGCCAAAACAUCCGGCUUCAACGCAGUUACAAAUCAAUCAUUCAAGGGUAUUAUGGAAAUUGGCCAUGGGAAUGCCACCUGCCUUGAAGACAAUGAAGAACCAGUGUAUCGAAUCGACAAGGAUGAAUUCAGUAACGGCAUGGCUAUCGUACGAAACAAUCUCAUUUGCAUGAUGGACAAUGAUUUGUUCCAGGCGAGGCAUUUGAGACGACUGAUCAUCCAAUGCCAAGCACCUGUCUUCAGAUCAACGUCCUCAGCAUACCCAAUCUCUGAUAUCGACUCUCUCAAUAUCGACCAGAAGCAAGCUAUUGAGAAAGUCAUGAGUGCCAAGGAUUAUGCCCUAAUUCUGGGAAUGCCCGGAACCGGCAAAACAACGACCAUUGCCCACAUUAUUCGAGCCUUAGUUGCUCAAGGGAAAAGCGUACUGCUAACUUCCUAUACGCACACUGCCGUGGACAACAUUCUUCUCAAGAUCCGCGAUGAUAAUAUCCGCAUCCUGCGCAUUGGUGCUACAACCAAAAUUCAUUCGGAAGUACAGGAGUUCGCUGACCUCGCAGCGAUUCCAAAGAAGACUAUUGAAGAACUAAAGGACUCAUAUGAGAAACCGCAAGUCGUUGCAACGACGUGUCUGGGUGUGAAUCACAAUAUUUUCAAUCAGCGUAUCUUCGACUAUUGUAUUGUCGACGAGGCUUCACAGAUCACACUUCCAGUCUGUUUGGGACCAAUUCGUAUGGCAAGCACUUUCAUCCUCGUUGGUGAUCAUUAUCAACUCCCGCCUCUAGUGCAGAAUAAAGCCGCACAGGAAGGAGGUCUAGACGUCAGUCUAUUCAAGCUACUUUCCGAUGCUCAGCCCGACUCUGUAGUCAAUCUGGAACACCAAUAUCGCAUGUGCGAGGACAUCAUGCUUCUUUCCAACAAUUUGAUCUACUCUGGUCGCCUUAAAUGUGGUACCCCUGAAGUUGCCACAAGCACACUUGAGAUACCGAAUAUCCAUGCUCUCAAGAAAUUCCACAUUGAUGAACAUGACCCUGAACAAAAAGAGAUGUGUCAUGGUCCCGAUCAUGGACAUUGUUGGCUGAAUGACCUUCUCAAUCCCACUGCCAAAACCCUUCUUGUCAACACUGACCCUCUGGGAUCAGCAUCUCUCGAGACAGCCCAAGGCCAGCGUAUCGUGAACCAUAUAGAGACCGUCCUCUGUUCUCAAUUGGUUGAAGCUUUUAUUGCUUCCGGUAUUCCAGUUCGUAAUAUCGGAGUCAUAACAUUCUACCGCAGCCAACUAUCUUUGCUGCGUCAAAGCCUUCGUUGCUAUGCACCGGAUCUUGAAAUGCAUACGACCGAUAAAUUUCAGGGACGUGACAAGGAAGUCAUCAUUCUGAGUUGUGUGCGCAGUAACUCCGACAACCAUGUUGGAGAGCUCCUUCGAGAUUGGCGUCGUGUCAACGUCGCUUUCACUCGCGCUCGCACCAAGCUCCUUGUCCUCGGUAGCAAAUCAACACUCCGCGAUGGUAAUGAACUCUUGUGCAAAUAUGUCCGUCUGGUUGAAGGUAAAGGCUGGGUCUACGAUCUGCCUGUCGAUGCAGCCGAAAGCCAUGUCUUCCAAUCAGCAACCUUGAAUCCAACCCAAAUGCCAUACCAAUCUCCAAAUACGGCUCGAACACCUGGCUCACGAAAGAAGAAAACGAGCCCCUCGACCAAGCAAAGUCCACUUCCCCGAGAGCCACUUAGCCCUUUGGGCUCUCGGCAAACUUCUAGUCUUCGCAAACCUGCCAAAAUAGGUGCGAAGAUAUUCAAUGGUGAAACCGUUGUCGGCAAUAGGCCCAUCAUUCGGGACCUAGUGAAUGAUAUUUCAUGA
Molecule: messenger RNA, 4968 nt
Organism: Penicillium macrosclerotiorum
Lineage: Eukaryota; Fungi; Ascomycota; Eurotiomycetes; Eurotiales; Aspergillaceae
Product: bifunctional ATP-dependent DNA helicase/ssDNA endodeoxyribonuclease DNA2
Exons: 5
Coding region: 1-4968 (1655 amino acids)
Biological process (GO): replication fork reversal
Cellular component (GO): cytoplasm
Molecular function (GO): 5'-flap endonuclease activity; single-stranded DNA helicase activity
Source: RefSeq, a predicted model, not a curated record